Molecule: messenger RNA, 7653 nt
Organism: Carassius gibelio (silver crucian carp)
Lineage: Eukaryota; Metazoa; Chordata; Actinopteri; Cypriniformes; Cyprinidae
Product: phospholipid-transporting ATPase ABCA1
Exons: 50
Coding region: 214-6909 (2231 amino acids)
Biological process (GO): transmembrane transport; lipid transport
Cellular component (GO): intracellular membrane-bounded organelle; membrane
Molecular function (GO): ATP hydrolysis activity; lipid carrier activity; ABC-type transporter activity
Source: RefSeq, a predicted model, not a curated record
GAGAGAGAGAGAGAGAGAGGAACAGGUCGUCUGUGUCAGGUCAGCUGGUUAAUUUGCAUGUAGGUGUUGAAUUGUUAGUUGUGUAGAGCAAGUGCUGGUGUUUAGAUCAUACUGGAGUCUCAUGAUGACGAGCUGACGGGGAAAUCUACUUCAGUUACAGCACAGGCGUAAAAGACUUCAUAUUCCCAUAUAGCAACGUGUCAACUGCUCAUAAUGAGUCUCCGGACACAACUCCGACUGUUACUGUGGAAGAACUUUACUCUACGGAGGAGACAGAAGGUGCGUUUGCUGGUGGAGUUGCUUUGGCCUCUGUUCCUGUUCUUCAUUCUCGUGGCGGUCAGAUCCACCAAUAAUCCUGUUUAUAAAAGCCAGUGCCACUACCCAAAUAAGCCCCUCCCAUCGGCAGGUGUGUUGCCAUGGCUACAGGGCAUGCUGUGUAACAUGCAGAACCCGUGUGUGAGUUUCCCCACACCUGGCGAAGCACCUGGACAGGUGAACAACUUCGACAACUCCACAGUCACAAAGGUUUUGGUUGAAGUGCAGUCGCUCCUGGCGGAUCCCUCUCUCUUCAGCAACGUCAGACGGAUCUCUGAGGAUAUCGGACGAUGGACGUCUGUCCUGCAGAAUGCAAACCCGGCCGCAGGUCAGUCGAUUCCUCUUCACAGUUUGCUGAGAACCAACGAGACGUUCUCUGAUUAUCUGACCAAAAGCCUCUCGGUGCCAAACACAACCGUCACGAGGCUGAUGAGGACGAAAGUUCGCCUCGGACAGCUGCCUUCACUGUCAGCUGAUGGAGAUCUGCGCUCGCUUCUCUGCGGCCCUUCGGUCAGUCACAUCCUGGACUUUAACUCAACCAAUCAGAAAGAGGAGUUUCAGAACAUCACAUGCUCCCUGACAGCCAAUCAGCUGCUUCAAGCCAGACGCGUCUUCCUGCAGAAUCUGGACAACAUGAAACUCCUGAAUGCACUUCCGUCAGCUCUGGCUCUGGACCGGCUGCAGGUGGGCGCUCUGAUGGGUCAAACCAGCGCCCACAUCGCUCCGCUCAUGACCGGGAUGUCUAACUUUAAGUCUUCAGUGCUGCUGAGUGCAGUAGAAACGUUGGACUUCAGGUCAGAUCCGUUCGGGAGCCUCUCUCAGCUGAUGUGUGGAGCAGAAUCUAACUCGACGAGCAGAGCUGCUGUGAGAACAGUGUCAAAUCAACAAAACACAAGCACCGCAACAACCAACAACAACCCCACAACCAGCACCAACACCAGUGACUUCUGUAAGAACCUGACGGACACGCUGGAGAGCACCUCCAGUCUGCGUCUGAUCUGGAGGACCUUCCGGCCGUUCCUGCAGGGAAAGAUCCUCUACGCUCCUGACACUAAUGUCACGCGCAGCAUCAUCACAGAGGCCAACCGCACAUUUGAUGCGCUGGCUAAAGUGGGAGACCUGGCAGACGCCUGGCUGGAGAAUGAAGACGUACUCUGGGAUUUCUUCAACAACGGCACACAGAUCAACACUCUGAGGACUCUUCUGAAGAACCCUGUGCUUGCAGCAGUUCUGGACCAGCAGCUGGAGGACUCCGGUCUGUCCUCGGCGAUCAUCAGCAGCUUCCUGUUUAACGGUCCCGAGUCUGAGCGUCCGGCCGGGAUGAAAGCCUUCGACUGGCGUAACGUCUUCAACGCCACCAGCAGCGCAGCGCAGCAGAUCACUCAGAUCCUCACGUGUUUUGAUCUGGACAAGUUUAAAGGAGUCAGCAGCGAGGCUGUGCUGGUUGAGCAGUCUUUAAAGCUCCUGAGUCAGGACCGCUUCUGGGCCGGUCUGGUCUUCACAGAUCUGGACCCCAGUGACCCGAGGACCCCUCCACACAUCAAAUACAAGAUCCGCAUGGACAUCGGGGACACCGAGAGGACGAACAAGAUCAAGGAGAGGUCCUGGUCCCCGAUGGCCCGGGACAACCCGUUUAAUGACCUGCACUACGUGAGCGGAGGCUUCGUGUACCUGCAGGACAUGGUGGAUCGAGGAAUCAUUAAAGUGCAGACGGGAGUCAGUCAGCCGCUCGGCGUCUACGCACAGCAGAUGCCUUACCCGUGUUACGUGGACGACGCCUUCGUUUCGUCCAUUGGCACCAUACUGCCCAUGUUCCUGGUGCUGGCGUUCAUCUACACGGCUAGCGAGACUAUCAAAGGCCUGGUUCUGGAGAAGGAGCUCCGUCUGAAGGAGGUUCUGCGGAUUGUUGGGGUUCGAAACACUUCCAUGUGGUCCUGCUGGUUUAUAGAGAACAUGGUUCUGCUGACUAUUCCCUGUGCUUUGAUCUCAGUCAUGGUGAAGUAUGGAAAGGUUCUGCGAUACAGCGACCCGUCUGUGAUCUUUGUCUUCCUCCUGGUCUUCUGCAUGGCCACUGUCAUGCAGUGCUUUUUCAUCAGUGUGUUUUUCUCUCGGGCGAAUCUGGCAGCCGCCUGUGGGAGCCUCAUUUACUUCCUGCUCUACCUGCCUCAUGUGCUUUGCUAUGCCUGGAGGGACGUCCUGGGAUUCGGCACCAAGAUCGCCACGAGCCUGCUGUCGUGUGUGGCCUUCGGAUACGGCUGUGAGAAUUUCUCCCGUUAUGAAGAGCAGGGCAUCGGCAUUCAGUGGAGCAACAUCCGGGUCAGUCCGCAGGAGAACGACCGCUACUCCUUCAUCGUCUCCAUCGUCAUGAUGCUGUUCGACGCCUUCAUUUACUGGAUCCUCACCUGGUACAUCGAGAACGUCUAUCCUGGUCAGUAUGGCAUCCCGAAGCCCUGGUAUUUUCCCUUCACAUCCUCAUACUGGUGCGGGACCCCGGUGGGAUCUGAUGCCCAUCCCGACCUGCUUCAUGAGCUGGAGAAUCAGAGCGGUUACCUGGAAAAACCUCCGCCUGGGAUGAAGCCCGGAGUUUGUAUCCGAAACCUGGUGAAGGUCUAUAAGACGGGAAAUAAACUGGCCGUGGACGGACUCAGUCUGGACUUCUAUCAGGAUCACAUCACCUCGUUUUUAGGACACAACGGAGCUGGAAAAACCACCACCAUGUCGAUACUGACGGGUCUUUUCGCUCCCACCUCGGGUACGGCUUACAUUAACGGCUACGACAUCCGCUCCGACAUGGACACCAUCAGGACUCACCUGGGAAUGUGUCCACAACACAACGUCCUCUUCAACGAUCUGACAGUGGAAGAGCACAUUUACUUCUACGCUCGUUUGAAGGGUCGGAGCUCUAAAGAGGUGAAGAAAGAGAUUGAUCAGAUGAUUCGAGAUGUGGGUCUGCCUCACAAACGCAAAGACCUCGUCAAGAACCUCUCAGGUGGGAUGCAGAGGAAGCUGUCGGUCGCCAUCGCCUUCGUGGGAGGAUCCAAUGUUGUGAUUCUGGACGAGCCGACAGCGGGAGUCGAUCCUUAUGCACGCAGAGGCAUCUGGGAGCUGCUGCUCAAAUACAAAACAGGUCGUACCAUCAUCCUGUCGACGCAUCACAUGGAUGAAGCGGAUAUUCUGGGUGAUCGUAUUGCCAUCAUCUCGCACGGCCGCGUCUGCUGCUGCGGCUCCUCGCUCUUCCUCAAGAAGACGUACGGUAGAGGCUAUUACCUGACGCUCGCGCGGGCCAAUCAGGAUCGAGUCAUGGCACAACGAGCCCCGUUGAUUAAAGAGUGUGAUAAGUCCAGUGUGGACGAGGGCAUCGGCAGUGAGAGCAUCAGCAGUCUGGAUCCACCAGACGUGGCCGAUCUGAGUCGACUGGUGCGGCGGCACAUGCCAGAGGCUGAGUUUCUGGAGGUCAUAGGUCAGGAGCUGGUGUAUGUGCUGCCAUAUACAGGUGUCACGAACGGCAGCUUCGCUUCCCUCUUUAAAGAGCUGGAUCUGGAGAAGAGCGCUCUGGGCGUCACCAGCUAUGGGAUAUCAGACACCAGUCUGGAGGAGAUUUUUCUGAAGGUGGCUAAAGACACGGGUGUGGACGUGGAAUCCCAUGAUAAGAAAGAAUCUCCUAAACAAAAGCGCAGAAGCAGCUCAAGGAUAUCAGGAAUACAGAACAUCAGCUCAGCACUGGAAGGCAAAGAUGCAAACGCUGUGAAAAAUGAUGCGAAGGUUAGAUUCACUAGUCGUGUGGAGGACACCCAGCGGCCCAUGCGUGCGAAUGGCAAAGGGUCGUACAUCAUCACGGGUUGGUCACUGAUCAAACAGCAGUUUUUAGCUCUUUUUAUCAAACGUUUCCAUCAUGCCCGCAGAAGCCGGAGGGGAAUCAUCGCUCAGAUUGUGAUGCCGGCGUUCUUCGUGUGUCUGGCUCUCAUCUUCUCUCUGAUUGUUCCUCCGUUUGUUGAAUAUCCCAGUCUGGAGCUUCAGCCCUGGAUGUAUGGAGCACCACAGAAUACCUUCUAUAGUUUUGAUGAUCCUGCUGUAGAUCAGGUGGAGAGAGUGACGAAUGCUCUGCUCAGUUCACCAGGAUUUGGGACGCGCUGCAUGAGCACCAACCCCAUACCUAAGUUGCCGUGUAACCCAGAGGGAGGCACUGAUUGGUUCACUCCGGCGGUGACUCCGUCCCUCAGUGAGAUCUUUGAGAAGGGAAACUGGAGCAUGGAGAACCCGUCGCCAGACUGCCAGUGUGGCACACCGCAGCGCAGCAUCAUGCUCCCCGACUGCCCGCUCGGAGCCGGCGGUUUACCACCACCACAGAGAACUCAGAACACCACAGACACCCUGCAGAACCUCACGGCGCGAAACAUGACCGACUUCCUGCUCAAGAACUACCAGAAAUCAGGAAAGAUACGGUACGGCGGGAUCUCAGUGGGUGGCGUGAACUCGCAGGUCAAACUCAAUGAAUCUGACAUCACAGCAGUGAUCGACAACUUCAGAUCAAUGCUCAACAUCUCGCAGUUUAAUCAGAAUGAGCACAUUUUCCAGGCCAUUCAGUUGUUCCUGGUAGAGUUGGGCACCAGAGACAAUCUGAAGGUGUGGUUCUAUAAUCAGGGUUGGCAUUCGCUCGUGUCGUUCCUGAACGUGGCCAGUAACGGCAUUCUGAGAGGAAAUCUGCCGGCAGGACGACGAGAGCAAGAGUUCGGCAUCACCACAUACAACCACCCACUGAACCUCACCAAAGAACAGCUCUCGUUUGUAGCGCUGGCGACGACUUCUACAGAUGUGGUGGUGUCGAUCUGCGUGAUCUUCGCCAUGUCCUUCAUCCCAGCCAGCUUCGUCCUCUUCCUCAUCCAGGAGCGCGUCAGUAAAGCCAAGCACCUGCAGUUCGUGAGCGGUGUCAACCCCACCGUCUACUGGCUGGCCAACUUCGCCUGGGACAUGUGUAAUUAUAUCGUGCCGUGCAUCAUCGUCAUCAUCAUCUUCCUGUGUUUCCAAACAAAAUCAUACGUCUCUCCACCGAACCUGCCUGCCCUCAUCCUUCUGCUGGUGCUGUAUGGGUGGUCCAUCACUCCGACGAUGUAUCCCGCCUCCUUCCUGUUCAGUGUUCCCAGCACAGCGUAUGUGGUUCUGACCUGCAUCAACCUCUUCAUCGGCAUCAACGGCAGCGUGGCCACGUUUGUCAUGGAGCUCUUCGACGACCCGAACAUAACCCGUAUCAAUGACAUAGUCAAACAGGUGCUGCUGGUGUUCCCUCAUUUCUGUUUGGGAAGAGGCUUGAUGGACAUGGCCAAAAACCAGGCCAUUGCCACUCUCUACCAAAACCUGGGUGAAGACCGCUUUGAAAAUCCUCUCAGCUGGAACAUGGUGGGCAAGAAUCUGUUUGCCAUGUCCAUCCAGGGGGCCGUCAUGUUCAGCGUGACACUGCUCAUCCAGUACAAGUUCUUCUGCAAACCCAGGUCGAUGAAGUCACUACCACCAUCUUCAGGGAAAGAGGAUGAAGACGUGGCUCUUGAGCGUGAACGUGUGCAGAGGGGCGGAGCUCAGAACGACCUGCUCCAGAUCUGUGACCUCACUAAGAUGUAUCGUAAGAAGAAGACUCCAGCCGUGGAUAAAGUCUGCGUGGGUGUUCCUGCUGCAGAGUGCUUUGGUUUGCUUGGGAUCAAUGGAGCAGGUAAAACUACGACUUUUAAAAUGCUGACGGGAGACAUCAGCCCGACGUCAGGAGACGCUUUCCUGAACGGAUACAGCAUCCGCACUGACAUGCAGUUAGUGCAGCAGAACAUGGGUUACUGUCCGCAGUUCGAUGCGAUCGAUGAGCUUCUGACGGGACGAGAACAUCUGGAGUUCUACGCGCGACUCCGCGGGGUUCCCGAAAAAGAGGUUUCCAUGGUGGCUGAAUGGGGCGUUCAGAAGCUGGGUCUCGUCAAAUACUCAGAGAAAUCAGCAGGAACUUACAGCGGCGGCAACAAGCGCAAACUCUCCACCGCCAUUGCUCUGAUCGGCUGCCCUCCUCUGGUCUUCCUCGACGAGCCCACCACCGGUAUGGACCCCAAGGCCCGCCGUUUUCUGUGGGACUGUAUCCUCAGCGUGAUUAAAGAGGGCAGAUCUGUGAUACUCACCUCACACAGCAUGGAGGAGUGUGAAGCACUCUGCACCCGCAUGGCCAUCAUGGUGAACGGACAGUUCAAAUGCCUGGGCAGCAUCCAGCACCUGAAGAGCAGGUUCGGGGAAGGAUACACACUGAUCAUACGCGUGAGUGCAGCUCAGGCCGAUCUGUGCACAGUGGAGACUUUUGUCCGUGACACAUUUCCCGGCAGCACUUUGAAAGAGAAACAUCACAACACUCUGCAGUACCAGAUCCCACAGGGAGAGGGAGCCCUCGCACACAUCUUCAGCCAACUGAGCAAACACCAGCAGCAGCUGCAUGUGGAGGAUUACUCUGUGUCCCAGACCACGCUAGACCAGGUUUUUGUGAGUUUCGCGCGGCAGCAGUGUGAUGAAGAGGACGGAGCGUUUGAGAACGACGUGAAUCUGAAUGAUGAAAUCCAAACAUCAGCGACAUGAAUCAAACAUCAGUCAGCAGAAACCAGGCACUUUACUACAGUUAUUUAUUUAUUUGACAUCUAAAUCUCCAUGUAUUGUAGGCCACCAAGAUUUGAAGAUGCAAAACGUCCAACCAAGAACAGAGAGAAACCCUUCGGGAAAACUCAGGAGCGUUUUUAUACAAAGCUGUGCAACAUUAUAUAUUUUUAAUGUCUUAUGUCUGUACACUUUAUAUUUUUGCCAAAUGCAAAGAGAUUAUACAUUUAAAUUUGCAUUGUGUAUUGCAACAAAUAACUGAAAGACUAAUGCACACUUUAUUUUUGGAAUAUUUAGAGUUUAUUUUUGAGUUCAUAUCAAAGAACAGAAAUAAAUUUCAGCUUUAUUGUCACUUUAUUUUCUAGUUGUCACUUAAACUUAUUGAAAGAUCACAUGCAUUGAUUUUUGCUUAUGAAUCUCAGGUCUAAAAUGUCAUGCACUUUAAAGCAGCGUCCCCCAACCUUUACUGUCAUACAUACCUGUACUACAACACCAAUAAACCUGAAGCAUAACACUUUAUAAUAAUUUACAAUUUAAUUUAAAUGUUAUGUACUGCAUUAUAAUCAUUAGUUAAUUUAUAUUUACAUAGCUAGAAAUUUGAGAUUUUGUUCUCGUGUAUGCUUCCUAAUGAAUUAACUAAACAUUACCCAAUGAUUAACAUAUAUGAUUAUGUAAUGUAAAUUGAAAUGCUUACAAACGUCAGUAAAAGUUCAUGUGAUCUUCAAUUGU